AUGUUUAGCGACGACACCGUGGGUUCAAUCAGCGUCCAGUCACUAUGGCGACGGUCACAACAGUCUGCACAGGUCUCGACAAGCAGCCAGACCAGGCCGCUCCCGUGUGCAGACGCAGAGGUGCAGUCCGUGACCAGCAGCGUCUGCUCCACACAAACAGAGUCCCAGGGCCAACACGCUCAUACAUACGAACUAAACAACAAGGAUCUGCACAAACCAGAAUUAAAGCAAUUUCUGGAUCGAGUGGUGGAUAUGGUCAUCCUGGAGCUAGUAACAAAUGCUAAAAGUCACGCAUUUGACGGUUUUAAAGUCAACUGGGACGAUCAUAACAAACUGAUUUCACGUGUUCAUAAUCUUUCAUUUCCCAAAGCCCAGGAGAGAGGUCUACAUGUCACAUGUGUGUCUUGGAAUUGUACUGGUUCUGUUAUUGCCUGUGGAUUUGGCCGGAUUGAUGAUGGGGAAUGGACCACGGAGAAGUCUUUUGUUUGUACAUGGAACCUCAACAGAAAAACCCUGAGUCCCUCGCAGGCUGAUCUGGUUAUUGAUGUCCCUACAAUAGUUACUGCUCUGUGCUGUCACCCAGACCAACCAGCCCUCAUAGCAGGUGGUCUUUAUGAUGGAGAAGUGUUGGUUUGGGACACCAGCUGCACUCAAGAUAUUGUGUCAUGGGUUCCACUUCAGAAGAAGGGUGAGUUUGGGAUACUCAGUGCUUGCUCUGGAGGCAGAGUCCUCUUGUGGAACUUGGAACAAAGCAGCCUCAUCCUCAACACAGGCUAUGCUUUGGAUUUGCAACAAGUUCCACAUGGCAGUAGUGCUGGCCUCAAGACUAGAGGCAGUAGUAAGAUUGGGGUCACUGCUCUGGCUCGGUCUUUCUAUGAUUCCGACACAUUCUUGGUAGGUUCAGAGGGAGGCCUGCUCCUCAGAUGUUCUUUUUCAUCUCAGAAGAUCGCAAUGGUUCCUUCUGAGGGCCAGAGUUUUACACUGAGAGCUCCUGCAGUCUUUCCAUUUAAAAAACAUCGUGGUCCUAUUCUCACCAUACACUGUUCCCCUUUCCAUAGAAACCUGUUUGUAAGUUCUGGUGCAGAUGGACUUGCACACAUCCACUCUCUUCUCCAGACCAGUCCAGUGCUUUCUGUCAGAGUCUCUGACUCAAACGUCUUUCAGGUCCAAUGGUCUCCAAACAGACCUCUGGUCUUUGCUGCUGCAACCAGUUAUGGUGAGGUACAUAUUUUUGAUCUAGAAUAUGGAUCCUUGAAACCUGCUGCUACCAUUGAGAUGGGCGGGAGAGGUCAAGCUGCGACUUGUUUGGCAUUUAACCGUCGGAUCAGUAAUCUCUUGGCUGUGGGGAAGACGGACGGCACAAUCAGCAUAUGGCAGCUGAAUGAUGAUUUAACAGUGCAAGACCCCAGAGAAAUUGGUCAGCUGGAGCAGCUAGCCAAAAACGUGUCAGAAUGA
This is a messenger RNA of Knipowitschia caucasica, 1455 nucleotides long. The record is from the annotation of a GenBank genome assembly. Lineage: Eukaryota; Metazoa; Chordata; Actinopteri; Gobiiformes; Gobiidae.